AUGCUCGAGUACUUUUCCUAUAAGAAAUUCAAGAAGAGUAGGGAAGAGAAGGAGAGCGCAAAGGAGACCACAAAAAACGAUGGAAAGCAAGAUGCAGACGCAAACAAGGAGGCCGACAAGAAAGACGACAACUACGAUUCGUCUGGCUCGGAGCUCCAUCACCCAAAGACAGUUCUCAAGCCCGAGGACGAGCGAUUCCUAGAGGAGCUCCUCGCCCAGAACACUGACGAAUCUCCGCCACCGCUGCCGCCUCGCAUCUACACAUACGAUGUAGACUGGCAUUCCGACAAUGAAAGUUCCAUCGAUGAAUCAAAGCAGAACACCGAUGACGACAAAGACAAGGCCGGCAAGACGUCCGACGCUGCAAAGAAACAAGAAGCUGCCGAAGAAAAGCCAGACAAGAAUGGAAAAGAAAAAGCGGAAAAGAAGCCCAACAGGCUGUCGCUCUUGUUUACGAGAAACAAGAAACCGGCAGAUACCGUCAAGUCCAGUGACACACUCAAGCCAGACACCGAAAACGUCACGCCCAAAGAAGCCGAGCGCGAGAAGAAGGACCUCACCCGCGUCCUCGACCUCUUGAACCUCUCCGCCAAAAACAACAAGGCUGUGACCGAAUCCAAGGAUUCGUCCGAUAUCCUUCAGAGAUUCACCCAGAUCUUCAAGGAUCUCGUCAACGGCGUGCCCACUGCCUACGAUGACCUUACUAAGCUGUUCGAUGACAGCGAUGGCUCCAUCAGCAAGCUCUUUGAAAAGCUACCCUCGUCGCUGCAGAAGCUUGUUACGCAGCUCCCGGAUAAACUGACGACUACGCUGGCCCCAGAGCUUCUGGCUGCCGCCGCAGAGUCGCAGGGGAUCAAAGUGGCCGAGGGGGGCAUGAAGGGCGCGGCUAAGAGGAUGCUCUUUGGGCAGAACUUGGCAAAUCUGGUCAAGAAGCCAGGUGCCAUUGUUGGGAUGCUCAGAGCAAUCGUGGAGGUCCUGAAGUCAAGAUGGCCGGCGUUUAUUGGCAUGAAUGUCAUCUGGAGCGUCGCUCUAAGCUUGUUGCUUGUGGUUCUUUGGUACUGCUACAAGCGCGGCCGUGAAGAGCGCAUUCUUCGUGAGGAGGCAGCAGCUGGAAACGAAGAGGCCGCUCGCCGACUAGCAGAGCUUUCCGAAGAGGAAGAAUCCGAUCAGAACGACAAACCAGCUACGGACGCCAAAGAAGCUCAAGAGGCUGCAGGAGUCCUAGAGGCGGCAGGGGCUGCAGCAGCCGCGGGAGCCAUACCAGUCAUCAUAACGUCGCCGGAAGGAAAACAAGUAGCAGCCCCGAAAGAACCUGAAGUCUCACCAACUGACGAUGUGCCGCCAUCAAAUGCUCCCGCGGAGGAGAAGAAUCACUACUAA
Molecule: messenger RNA, 1380 nt
Organism: Trichoderma aggressivum f. europaeum
Lineage: Eukaryota; Fungi; Ascomycota; Sordariomycetes; Hypocreales; Hypocreaceae
Exons: 2
Coding region: 1-1380 (459 amino acids)
Source: RefSeq, a predicted model, not a curated record